Messenger RNA from Nilaparvata lugens (brown planthopper), 744 nucleotides. RefSeq names its product cytochrome b5 reductase 4-like. Bases 157 to 657 code for a protein of 166 amino acids. Gene Ontology annotation, molecular function: FAD binding; oxidoreductase activity. The record is from RefSeq and is a predicted model, not a curated record. The transcript has 4 exons. Gene Ontology annotation, cellular component: mitochondrion. NCBI's taxonomy places the organism in Eukaryota, Metazoa, Arthropoda, Insecta, Hemiptera, Delphacidae.
UGAAAAUUGUUUUCAUGAUUUGUAGGUGAAGAAGUGAUCCGACCGUACACACCGGUACCGAAACUGACCUACCAGAAGCCGUGUGUUGGCAAACCUGUGUGGCGAAGCACAUCCGAAGAGGUGAGCCUACUGAUCAAGUGCUACGACCUGGGUAAAAUGAGCUCGUGGCUGUGCAGUCAGCGCAAAGGCAGCACUGUCAUGCUCAGCAACCCCAAAGGCUCCUUCAACACAGACAUUUUUACAAAAAACAUAACCGAGGUGUACUUGUUUGCUGCUGGAACGGGAAUUACGCCAAUGCUAUCGGUCGUUGACUGGUUACUAAAGUCUCCAAGUGUUCUGAAAAUUAGACUGUUAUACUUCAACAAAACAAGGAAAGAUAUAAUAUUAGAAGAUAAAUUGGAUCAACUAGCUAGUGAAGAAAGCAGGUUUUAUGUGGAACACAUUUUGUCGGAACCGAGCUCUGAGUGGAGUGGCAGAAGGGGACAUGUCUCGCUCGAUCUGCUGCUAAACAUUUUGCCAAAACAUGCCGAUGACAUUCCUAGAAGUGACUUCGUAUGCAUUUGUGGUCCACGGCCAUUCACUGCUUUGGUUGAAAAGAUGCUAAAGGAACAUUUGGAGUACACUUCAGAAAACUAUUACAGUUUUUCAGGGCAGUAGACUUCGAAUAAAUUCUAUUUUCCGAAAAAUCAACUACUUUUGUACAGAUGAUAAUAUAUUAUAAUAAAUGAGAAUUCUAUUUUUCAA